AUGUUCAAAUAUCUCUUCAAUCGCGGAACAGGGCCGCUGCUUCCCGUGGCUCUUUUUAUCGCCUCAGCUUUUGUUGACGUGGAAGCGCUUGGAAAGGCCGGUGUGUACAUACACUUGAGCCCUGCUGCUGCCUCCCUCAGCAGCAGCAGCAGCAGCAGCAGCAGCAGCAGCGAGCAUUCAAAUGCAGAACAGAUAACUGUCAGCAGCAGCAGCAGCAGCAGCAGCAGCAGCAGGCGUAGCAGCAGCAACAGUCCCAAGGGCACUGGAACCACCAGUGGCAGCAGCACCGGCACCACCGCCGCCAGUAGCAGCAUCACAAGCAGCAGCAACUGCAGCAGCAGCAGCAGCAACUGCAGCAGCAGCAGCAGCAGCAGCAGCAGCAGCAGCAGCAGCAGCAACUGUUGCAGCGUUUGCGCAUGCGUUGCUGCUGCAGGCCAAAAGCCAGAAGCUUCCUGGGUGCAGUACGAACCCCCUUAUGUAAACCAGGGGAGCCGUUUGGCUGCUGCAGCAAAUGAGCCAGUUUAUGAUGAAGUAGCAGAUGACACAGCAGCAGCAGCAGCAGACACAGCAGCAGCAGCAGCAGACACAGCAGCAGCAGCAGCAGGAUCUAGACGUUUCUCCACUGCUUCCAACAGGUCCACAGUGUACGACGACGCAGCAGAUGCAGCAGCAGUACAAGCAGCAGAAGCAGCAGCAGCACCUGCUGCAGCAGCACCUGCUGCAGCAGCACCUGCUGCAGCAGCACCUGCUGCAGCAGCACCUGCUGCAGCAGCAGAAUCUAGACGUUCCUCUUUAUAUGAGCCCGUAGUGUACGAUGAUGCAGCCGAUGCAGCAGCAGUACAAGCAGCAGAAGCAGCAGCAGCAGCAGCACGUGCUGCAGCACCUGCUGCAGCACCUGCUGCAGCACCUGCUGCAGCACCUUCUAGGCGUUCUUCUCUAUAUGGGUCCACAGUGUACGAUGACGCAGCAGAUGCAGCAGCAGUACACGCAGCAGAAGCAGCAGCAGCACGUGCAGCAGCACCUGCAGCAGCAGCAGCUCCUGCAGCAGCACCUGCUGCAGCACCUGCUGCUGCACCUGCUGCAGCAGCAACACCAUUGUCUAGACGUUCCUCUGCUGCUGCAUAUGAGCCCACCACGUACGAUGACGCCGCAGACGCAGCAGCAGUACAAGCUGCAGAAGCAGCAGCAGCAGCAGCAGCAGCAGCAGCAGCAGCAGCAGCAGCAGGAGCAAACGCUUAUGCGGCAGAUGCGUUUCUGGAGACAGUGCAGCAGCAAAUUAACAGCAGCACUGCAGAAGCACUGCAGCAGCCAGCGAAGUACUGCAACGGCCCAGGCGAAGACAGCAGCUACUGCUACGUCUUGAGGGAGUUUGCAGCAUCGCUGCUGUCGUACUCCGGUGUUGAGUGUGUGCCGCGCUCGGUGCCUUCAAAGAAAUCAAAGAAAGUGAAAAUGGCCUUUAUAGACCAGCAGCACAGCGCAAGGCCCCACAGCUUCGCAGAAGUGCCGACUCAAGAAGAAGUUCGCGCGCGAGAGGAAGCAGCAGCAAAGAGUUAUGAGCAGCAGCUGCAGCAGGCGAAGCAGCGGGGCGAACAGGCCCUGGCGGAAGCGGGUCGAAGAGGAGACUUGAAGGCAAUUACAGAAGUGGCGGAAAAGGUCUAUUUAACGCAGGCCAUGCUGCAGUCGUACAUCCUGGUGACGAGCGCGAAGGUCUCUCUGCAGAACUUGAAGGCCCUUUUGCUGGGAGGAAGGGGACAAUUAAUUAUUCCUUUAUCGGAAAUAUAUUUAUUUUUAAUUGGCCAAUUAGAAGGGCCUUUGGCAAUAGGGAGACACUUGGUGGACUUGGUGCUGCAGCUGCUGCAGGCGGCGCUGGAAGCAGCAGCAGCAGCAGCAGCAGCAGCAGCAGACGCAGCAGCAGCAGCAGCAGCAGCAGACGCGCACGUCGCCCGCGCCAGCCUCCAACUCAACGACUUGGAUGCUCUUGUCCAACAUGUUGCAAAAAGAAAAGCUGAAUUAACUGCAACUUUAAAUAAAAAUAAAAAUGAAAUUGAUUUCCAAAUCCGACAGGAGCUGCAGGCUCGGGUGUACGGACACCUCACGCAGCAGCAGCAGCGACUCGUCGUCGACCGCGUCCUCCAAGCAGCAAAUAACACAGCCGCAAGCAGCUUCCAAAUCUCAACAGCAAUUAUCCAGAGCGGCGGUGCUGCUGCUGCUGCUGCACCAGCAGCAGCAGCAGCAGCAGCAGCAGCACUGCCGCAGCAGCGCCGCUACCUCAUGCGCUUUGGGGGCCCCCCCGGGGGGCCCCCCGCAGGGGCCCCCGCAGGGGCCCCCGCAGGGGCCCCCGCAGGGGCCCCCGCAGGGGCCCCCAGGGGCCCCCCUGCUGCAGCAGCAGCAGCAGCAGCAGCAGCACCAAGUGCAGCAAGAGUGCGCAUUGAAUACCAACCCUCGGGGGGCCCCCGCAGGUACUCCUUCGAGGGUUUGGGAGCAGCAGAAGCAGCAGCAGCAGCAAAAGAGUUGGAGGGACUUAAAGAGAUUGGCAGCAGACUGGCCAGGGGACACACAGAGACAGUUUUCCACAGCGUCACUGCGGAAUAUGUGCUGGAAAACCGCGGGACUGCGGGGGACUUUUGCUCGGCAGAAAUAAAUUUAUUUUCUUCGAAAAAAGAAAAGGAGACAGUUGGAGACAGUUUUGGAGACAGAGCAGCAGCAGCAGCAGCAGCAGCAGCGCCGCAGCAGCCAGCAGCAGCAGCAGCAGCAGCAGCAGCAGCAGCAGGAGUUGCUUUGUUCACCAGCCCCCAAGAUAUUGAGGCCCGAAUUGUCCCUUUCAUGAGAGAAGACUGGGACAGAACUUUCGGAGGCCCAAUGAACGCCGCCUUGGUUGAUUUGCUGCAAACAGGAAACGGAAAGAAAGGCAAAAAAGGCCCUCGGCCUUCUUUCGGAUUUUUGGACUUGUGCGACGAGCGCUGUUACCUCAAGUCCGAUUCCACAAAGGGAGAUGUCGCCACCAACUUCGUCUUCUCCGCCGAUAAUACCCUCAUGCAGCUCGAGGCCAAGUUGAAGCGCAUAGGGGGCUUUGCCGUGGCUCACUUUGGAAUUGGCCAGCAGCUGCUGCAGCAGGGCCCCGAAAUCAGCAGCAGCAGCAGCAGCAGCAGCAGCAGCAGCAGCAGCAGCAGCAGCGUGAGAAGCAGGAGAGAUCAGCUGGGGAGACUGCUGGAGACUCUGGCGAGCUUUGAGGGAAAAAGAAAAAAAGAAAAGAUUGGAGCAGCAGCAGCAAAAGAACUUUUGGCAAAUGUGGAUUUGCUGCUGCGGUUUACCAACAUAGUGAAGCGCGACAGCAGCAGCAGCAGCAGCAGCAACUUGCUGCUGCACACCUGGGUGCAGCUGCGCUCCACUGCUGCUGCUGCUGCUGGCUUCCUCCCCCGCAGCAGCAGCAGCAGCAGCAGCAGCAGCAGCAAAAACGCAGCACUUGUCUUCACCAAACUUUGGCUGGAAAGCAAAGGAGACAAAUUCAAUCCCAAGCAAAUCAACAAGCCCUUUGGCGCAGCACUCACUUCUGCGGGGCUGCAAAUGGCGUUCUUUUUGCACACGGCGGUGGAGGAGUUUCGGAGUUCUUUGCUUUCGAAGUUGGGAGCAGCAAUAAAGUCUUUUUUUGCGGGAAUGUUUGGAAAAAACAAAAAGGGGAAAAUGCCUUCGGGGUGGCAGCAGCUGCAGCAGCAGCUGCAGCAGCAGCAGCAAGUCCGCAGCAGCAGCUACCAAGGCUCUCUUGCUGCGCUGCAGAGCCUCGCCAAUACCUGGGGAGUUCGGUGGACUUGGGGUUUGUGA
Molecule: messenger RNA, 3819 nt
Organism: Eimeria necatrix
Lineage: Eukaryota; Apicomplexa; Conoidasida; Eucoccidiorida; Eimeriidae
Exons: 17
Coding region: 1-3819 (1272 amino acids)
Biological process (GO): regulation of transcription by RNA polymerase II
Cellular component (GO): nucleus
Molecular function (GO): transcription cis-regulatory region binding
Source: RefSeq, a predicted model, not a curated record